AUGGCUACCCCUAGCGUUCUAGUCUUUGAUGCUGAGGGUCGGGCUGUUGACUUUGAGGUCUGGGUCGAUGAUCUACAGCAUUUCCUACAGUGCGAUAGGAAGGACAGUCUCUCACUGUUCGAUCUCAAAUCUGGCGCCUCUGCUGCCCCUGCUGCCGAUGCUGACAGCACUGUUCGCUCACAGUGGGCCACACGCGAUGCUGCUGCCCGUCUUGCUGUGCGUAGUCACUUAGCGUCCACUGAGCGCGCGCACUUUAGUCAGUACAAAAGUGCUAAGACCUUGUACGAUGCUGUAGUUGCACGCUACUCUUCCCCUGCCACUGCUGCCCUUAGCCGCCUCAUGCUGCCGUACCUGUUUCCUGACCUCGCCGCCUUUUGCAUAGUCGCUGACCUCAUUACGCACCUUCGCACUAGUGACACUCGCUACCGCGCUGCGCUUCCUGCUGAGUUCUGCGCCAAGAACCCCCCCCCCAUGUACAUCACCCUUUACUACAUAGUCACCCGGCUCCCUGACUCCCUUUGCUCGGUCAGGGACCACUUCCUCUCUGUUUGCCCCACCACUCUCACCGUUGACCUCUUCCUGGCAGUCCUGGUAGCUGAGAAGAGUAUAGUUGCUGUAGGAGCCUCUCGUGGUGACCCUCGUGCCCCCUUCUUUGAGGGGUGCUCCCCCUCCCCCCUUUUGCCCUCUAAUGCCUCUGCUGCUGCCGUCGACAUUGUUGGCACCGAGCCGGUCGGCGCUGCGUCUGCCCCUAGCGGGAGACGCCGCACCGGCAAGGGCAAGGGGGGCAAGGGCGCUGGAGGGGCUGGUGGGGGCGGUGGAGGUGGCGGUGGAGGCGGCGGAGGGAGUGGGGGUGGCGGUGGGAGUGGUGGUGGGGGUGGGGGCUUCGGUGGCGGCGGUGGAGGCGGAGGCGGCGGCGAUGGAGGGGGAGGCGGCGGAGGCGGUGGCGGUGGGAGCGGAAUAGGCGGCAGUGGUGGAAGUGGCGGCGGCGGAGGUGGAGCUGGUCGGGGUGGCUCUGCGCAGCCGGGCGGCUUUGGUGGUGGUCAGCGCCAGCAGCAGCAGCGAACUCAUGAGGCCCCGCCCCCCCAGCAGCUUCGUGAGUGGUACGUUGCGCGUCAGCAGGGUGGGGGUGCUGGUCCUUGUGCCGACGUCCCGCGUACCGGCGACCGCACUGGUGAGCCGUCGGGGGUUGCUAUCUUUGAUCUAGAUUAUGAUGCUAUUCUUGCUGCCAUGUAUGUUGUGUCUACUAGUGAUGAGGGUGACUGUUACCUGUCUGUUCCGCCUGACCCGGGCAUUGAGGCUACUGCUCUAGCUGCUGGUGAGGCUGCUGCUCUAGGUGCUAGUGCGUUUGCUGCCCCAGGUGCAGGUGAGUCUGCUCUCUCAGGUACCACGUCGGCUCAGGCCUUACACACCUUCACUCUUGACUCGGGUGCUUCCCGCUCCUUCUUUCGAGACCGCACCACGCCUACGCCGCUUAGUCGGCCAGUUGCGGUCUCCCUGGCGGACCCCUCUGGGGGUCCUGUCCUUGCCCACUUCUCCGCUGUCUUACGGUGUCCAGCGGCCCCUUCUGGCACCCUGUCAGGUCUCUACCUCCCCUCGUUCUCUACAAACUUGGUGAGUGGUGCUGAUCUACAGGAUGGGGGGGUUGACCAGUUUACUCCUGCGAGUGUGUCCUAG
This is a messenger RNA of Closterium sp. NIES-65, 1674 nucleotides long. The record is from the annotation of a GenBank genome assembly. Lineage: Eukaryota; Viridiplantae; Streptophyta; Zygnematophyceae; Desmidiales; Closteriaceae.